UUGGAGUAGUAUGUUGAUAAACAUUACGUCAAAGUAUUAAAUCAUCUGAAAGUGAAUUUUCUGCUCCAAAAAAAUAGAUUUAAAGCCACCACAAUGAAAACAAUAGCUAUGGAUCCCUGGAAUUCUGAAAGUUUUCCGGUUGAAGAGAAUAAAAUUACUGAGUUUGAAGAUUCAUUUGUAGCUGAGGAAGCAAUGAUUGACUCAACGAGGUUAUCUGAUUCUGAACAGUAUCUAGAAAAGCUUUAUACUCGAUUGAAGAAUGUUCAAGGUGGAAAAUCAAAAAAAGAUCUAGUGGAUUCUCUAUCACAAAUAAAAGAAGAUUCUUUGGCAAGAUUUAUAAGUACAGGAGGAAGAUUAGCAACUGAAGAGGAAGCAGCUCUUGCUGCAAAUCCAUUGAUAAGACACAUAACGCCACAUUUACAAGCAUUGACAUCCAGUGAAUUGGUACAUCUGUUGAAAGCUGAUGUUCUCCAAGUGGUGACUGAUGAACAGAAUGCACCAACUUCAGAAGAAUCAGAAGUAUCAGAGACAUCACAUUAAUAUUUGUGAAAUUAUGAUUUUCUUUGUAAACAAAUUUGAAGUAUAUUUUAUUUGUAAAUAA
Molecule: messenger RNA, 601 nt
Organism: Chelonus insularis
Lineage: Eukaryota; Metazoa; Arthropoda; Insecta; Hymenoptera; Braconidae
Exons: 3
Coding region: 94-540 (148 amino acids)
Biological process (GO): cilium organization
Source: RefSeq, a predicted model, not a curated record